This is a messenger RNA of Hermetia illucens (black soldier fly), 1542 nucleotides long. It is a transcript of the gene Acat1, whose product is annotated as acetyl-CoA acetyltransferase, mitochondrial. The record is from RefSeq and is a predicted model, not a curated record. NCBI's taxonomy places the organism in Eukaryota, Metazoa, Arthropoda, Insecta, Diptera, Stratiomyidae. The transcript is spliced from 2 exons. Gene Ontology annotation, biological process: fatty acid beta-oxidation. Gene Ontology annotation, molecular function: acetyl-CoA C-acetyltransferase activity. Bases 149 to 1381 code for a protein of 410 amino acids.
AAUGUGGACCGGCAACUGGUUACGAAAGACGUCGCGAGGUGUAGAUUGGACGGACGGGCAUCGUCGGAGUUUUUAUUUUUAUUUCGAUUCCGUGGUAAAUACUUAAGUUCAAAGUUCUUUAAAUUUACAUCAACUGAAUCCAAGGAAAAUGGCAUCCGUUCUAAAAAUUGUAAAGAAAUUGUCCCAUCAGUCUCGCAGUUACAGCACAAAACUGCACGAUGUAGUCAUUGUUUCCGCCGCUCGGACCCCAAUUGGGAGCUUCCAGAGCUCCUUGGCCCCCCUGUCAGCCACCGAAUUAGGAGCUCGUGCCAUAGAUGCGGCCAUCCAGCGUGCAGGCAUCGCGAAAGAGGACGUCCAGGAGGUCUACAUGGGGAACGUGGUCUCGGCCGGAUUGGGACAGGCUCCGGCUCGCCAGGCCGCGAUCUUCGCGGGGCUCCCCAAGAGUGUCUGCUGCACCACAAUCAACAAGGUCUGCUCGAGCGGAAUGAAAUCCAUCAUGCUAGCCUCGCAGACCCUCAUGCUGGGCCAGAGCGAGAUCAUCGUGGCCGGCGGAAUGGAGUCGAUGUCGAACGUGCCAUACUACCUGCGACGUGGAGCCACCCCCUAUGGCGGAGUAAAUCUUAUUGACGGAAUCGUGUUCGACGGACUGUUCGACGUCUAUAACAAAUUCCACAUGGGCAACUGCGCGGAAAACACUGCCAAGAAAAUGGGAAUCACUCGUGCCGAUCAGGAUGCUUUUGCCAUUGAAAGCUACAAGCGAUCGGCGAAGGCGUGGGCCGACAAAGUUUUCGAUGCGGAAAUCGCUCCGGUCAAGAUUGUCCAGAAGCGCAAACCCGAAGUAACCGUCACUGAGGACGAGGAAUUCAAACGCGUGAACUUUGACCGCUUCGGGCAACUUGCUACGGUUUUCCAGAAGGAGAACGGAACUGUGACUGCAGGAAAUGCGUCCACUUUGAACGACGGAGGGGCUGCAACCGUGCUGAUGACGGCUGAGGCUGCCGAGCGCCUCAAUUUGAAGCCAUUGGCUCGCAUUGUUGGAUUCCAAGACGCUGAGACCGAUCCCAUUGACUUCCCAAUCGCACCCGCAUUAGCUAUUCCAAAACUUUUGGAGAAAACAGGAGUCAAGAAAGAGGACGUUUCCUUAUGGGAGAUCAACGAAGCCUUCUCGGUUGUGGUAGUCGCGAAUAUACGGAAACUGGAUGUGGACCCAACAAAGGUAAAUGUACACGGGGGUGCUGUCUCCAUUGGUCACCCGAUUGGAAUGUCAGGAGCACGCCUUGUGACCCACCUCUCACACGCUCUGAAGCCAGGCCAGUACGGAUGCGCUUCGAUUUGCAACGGCGGCGGCGGUGCUUCCUCCAUCCUUGUCCAGAAAUUGUAAGCCCUCACUUUACUCAUUGCCCGAAGUGCCUUGCUCAGUCUUCCCUGGUCUAUUUUGUAUGAUCGAAUUUUCGAUACCAGAUUUGCAUUUAUAUCGUUUUGUAGGCGUAAUUGUUUUAUUUGAAAUAAAGUUAGCAUCCAUGAUGUCCUUUGUGUAAGAAA